AUGGAGAAUAGGAAUCUGACUUCAAUAUGCUUUGACCAUGACCCUUAUCAGAUUUUGCAACUUGCGAUGAGAAAUGCAGCAGAUUGGCACCAUAUUUCUGAUAAGAAGAAAGAAAGAUGGAAGACCGGGUCUAAGAGACACAACAACCCAUGUUGUUUUUUAAGGUUGUUUCUCGGUUGGUUCUUAUGGGUCCAAUGUUUGUGGAUUCUUCUACUCCCCACCUGUGUGAAGCCAGUUUUGGGAGAUGAUGAGCGUUGGGAUGGAGUGGUUGUGACAGAGUCAAAUUUCUUAGCACUUCAAGCAUUCAAGCAAGAGUUGAUUGAUCCCAAAGGCUUCUUGAGGAGCUGGAAUGACAGUGGUUAUGGAGCUUGUAAAGGAGGUUGGAUUGGUAUUAAGUGUGCUCAGGGACAAGUUAUUGUGAUCCAGCUUCCAUGGAAGGGAUUGCGGGGACAUAUCACAGAGAAGAUUGCCCAACUUCAAGGGCUCAGAAAGCUUAGUCUUCAUGAUAACCAAAUUGGUGGUUCAAUCCCUUCAGCACUGGGACUUCUUCCCAACCUCAGAGGGGUUCAGCUAUUCAACAAUCUCCUUACAGGGUCCAUACCUCCUUCGUUAGGUUACUGCCCUUUGCUUCAAUCUCUUGAUCUCAGUAACAAUUUACUCACAGGAAAUAUUCCUGAUAGCCUUGCCAAUUCCACUAAGCUUUAUUUGCUUAACUUGAGCUUCAAUUCCUUAUCCGGUUCAGUACCAGCUAGCCUAACUCAUUCAGUUUCUCUCACAUUCCUUUCUCUUCAACACAAUAAUCUCUCUGGCUCCAUUCCUAACUCAUGGGGUGCUAGUCUGAAGAAUGAUUUCUUUCGGCUUGAAAAUUUGAUCCUAGAUCAUAACUUCUUCACUGGAAAUAUUCCUGCUUCUUUGGGCAGCUUAAGUGAGCUCAAAGAGAUUUCCCUCAGUCAUAACCAGUUUAGUGGAGCUAUACCAAAUGAAAUAGGAACCCUUUCUAGGCUUAAAACAUUAGACUUUUCUAAUAAUGCCUUGAAUGGGAGCUUGCCUGCUACCCUUUCUAGUUUAUCCUCACUUACACUGCUGAAUGUGAGGAACAACCACCUUGACAAUCAAAUUCCAGAAGCUUUUGGCAGAUUACGUAAUCUUUCUGUUCUAAUUUUGAGCAGAAACCAAUUUAGUGGUCAUAUUCCUUCAAGUAUUGCAAACAUUUCCACGCUUAAGCAGCUUGAUUUGUCACUGAAUAAUCUCAGUGGUGAAAUUCCAGUCUCCUUUGACACUCAACAUAGUCUUAAUCUCUUCAAUGUUUCUUACAAUAACCUCUCAGGUCCUGUUCCCACUCUACUUGCCAAGAAAUUUAACUCAAGCUCAUUUGUGGGAAAUAUUCAACUAUGUGGAUACAGCCCUUCAACCCCAUGUCCUUCCCCAGCUCCACCUCCUGAAGUGUCAAAACACCACCAUUAUAGGAAAUUAAGUACCAAAGACAUAAUUCUCAUAGUAGCAGGAGCUCUCCUCAUUGUUCUGGUAACACUUUGUUGCAUCCUGCUCUUCUGCCUGAUCAGAAAAAGAGCAACAUCAAAGGCAGAGAAUGGCCGAGCCACGGGGAGAGCUGCCGCUAUGAGGACAGAAAAAGGAGUCCCUCCUGUUGCUGCUGGUGGUGAGGUUGAAGAAGGUGGUGAGGCUGGAGGGAAACUAGUCCAUUUUGAUGGACCAAUGGCUUUUACUGCUGAUGAUCUCUUGUGUGCAACAGCAGAGAUAAUGGGAAAGAGCACCUAUGGAACUGUGUAUAAAGCUACAUUGGAGGAUGGAAGUCAAGUUUCAGUAAAGAGAUUGAGGGAAAAGAUCAGUAAAAAUCAGAGAGAAUUUGAAUUAGAAGUUGGUGUUCUAGGGAAAAUUCGACACCCAAAUCUUUUGGCUCUAAGGGCCUAUUACUUGGGACCCAAAGGGGAAAAGCUUCUGGUUUUUGAUUACAUGCCUAAAGGAAGUCUUGCUUCUUUCCUACAUGAUCGUGGACCUGAAACAUCCAUUGAUUGGCCAACAAGGAUGAAAAUAGCACAGGGCAUGACUCGUGGCUUGUUUUACCUUCAUUCCCAGGAGAACAUUAUACAUGGGAACCUUACAUCAAGCAAUGUCUUGCUUGAUGAGAAUACAAAUGCUAAAAUUGCAGAUUUUGGUCUUUCUAGGUUGAUGACAACUGCUGCUAAUUCUAACGUGAUAGCUACUGCUGGAGCAUUGGGCUACCGUGCUCCUGAGCUCUCAAAGCUUAAGAAAGCCAACACCAAAACUGAUAUCUACAGUCUUGGUGUUAUUUUGUUAGAACUCCUAACGAGGAAGUCACCAGGGGUGUCUACCAAUGGUGUAGAUUUACCUCAAUGGGUUGCCUCUAUUGUCAAAGAGGAGUGGACAAAUGAGGUCUUUGAUGUGGAGUUGAUGAGAGAUGCACCAACAGUUGGUGAUGAGUUGCUAAACACAUUGAAGCUCGCUUUGCACUGUGUUGAUCCUUCUCCAUCAGCAAGACCAGAAGUUCAGCAAGUGCUCCAGCAGCUAGAAGAGAUUAGACCAGAGAGAUCAGUCAGUUCUGGGGACGAUUUUAGCACCAUGUAG
Messenger RNA from Gastrolobium bilobum, 2604 nucleotides. RefSeq names its product probable leucine-rich repeat receptor-like protein kinase IMK3. The transcript is spliced from 2 exons. The record is from RefSeq and is a predicted model, not a curated record. NCBI's taxonomy places the organism in Eukaryota, Viridiplantae, Streptophyta, Magnoliopsida, Fabales, Fabaceae. The coding region runs from base 1 to 2604 and encodes 867 amino acids. Gene Ontology annotation, molecular function: protein binding; ATP binding; protein kinase activity. Gene Ontology annotation, biological process: protein phosphorylation.